GUCUGCAUAUAGCGUCUGUCUGAGCGUCACUCGUCUCGUCCAGCUCGUCUCACUUCAUCUCUUCAUCACAGGCGCCGCUGACUUGCCUCCAUCUGCAACAUGACUUCAAAAAACGUUGUUUUCAAGAAGAUCAGCAAAGACAAGUCGGUUGGCGUCUACAUGGGGAGAAGGGACUUCGUCGACCGCGUGGACUCUGUGGAUCCAGUGGAUGGCGUCAUCCUCGUUGACCCUGAGGCGCUGCAGGGCAGGAAAGUGUUCGUCACCCUGUCCUGCACCUUCCGCUACGGCAGAGAUGACAUGGACGUGAUCGGAAUCGCUUUCCGCAGAGAGCUGUACCUCACAACCCGGCAGGUGUACCCGCCUCUGCAGGACCGCGAGAAGGGGGUCCACAACAGGACCCAGGCCAAGCUGAUGCGCAAGCUGGGGGAGCACUCCUACCCGUUCUUCUUCGAGUUUCCUGACAACCUGCCCUGCUCAGUGUGUCUGCAGCCGGCGCCCCAUGACGUGGGCAAGCAAUGUGCGGUGGAGUUCGAGGUCAAAGUGUUCAGCGCCGAGAGCCAGGACGCAAAAGUGCGCAAGCGGAGCACCGUGAAGCUGCUGAUCAGAAAGGUCCAGUUCGCUCCAGAGAGCGAGGGAGACGCGCCCUGGGCGGAAACCACCAAGGACUUCCUCAUGUCGGACAAACCGCUGCACCUGAAGGCCUCUCUGGACAAAGAGGUUUAUUAUCACGGUGAAGCCAUCAGAGUCCACGUCAGCCUCAAGAACAACUCCAGCAAAAGCAUCAAGAACAUCGUGGUCUCUGUGGAUCAAGUAUCCAACGUGGUGCUGUACUCCAACGACAGCUACGUGAAGUGUGUGGCCAUCGAGGAGCACGGGGACUCGGUGUCCGCUGGGGGGAGCCUGCAGAAGGUCUUCACGCUGCUGCCCCUGCUGGUCAACAACAGGGAGAGGAGGGGCAUCGCGCUGGACGGCAAACUGAAGCACGAGGACACCAACCUGGCGUCGAGCAGCAUCAUUAAGGAGGGAGUCCUGAAGGAGGUUCUGGGGAUCAUGGUGUCCUACAGGGUCGUGGUGAAGCUCAUCGUUGGAGGGAUGGUGGGAUCAAGUGAGGUUGUUUUGGAGGUUCCCUUUAAACUGAUGCAUCCUAAACCUGAUGCAGUGAGGGAGAGUGAGAUCGAGGACGAGCUCGUCUUCCAGGAGUUCCAGCGCUCGUACCUGAAGGGCAUGACGGCCGACGACGACGACGAAGAUGCAAACGUGUCGGGCGGCGACGACGUGGCUCCUAAAGAGAAGUAGAGGCUGAGACGGACACGGCUGCCAGUCUGAACCACCGAGGCUUAAAGGGCCGUAGCUGUGAUUGAGUAGAGGUGUUAUUUUGUUCUGAUGUUACACUAAAAGGAGCUGAUUUCAUUUUAUUCCUUGAUUCAAUCUUGUAGCUGCUUCAGGUUCUUAGAUCUCUGCCUGCUCGUCUCACUUUCUGCUUCAGGUUUGUUGUAGAGACAUGACUCUGAAAUAAAGGCUGGUUGACGUCU
Betta splendens (Siamese fighting fish) is the source of this 1532-nucleotide messenger RNA. RefSeq names its product S-antigen; retina and pineal gland (arrestin) a (gene saga). Gene Ontology annotation, cellular component: photoreceptor inner segment; photoreceptor outer segment. The record is from RefSeq and is a predicted model, not a curated record. Gene Ontology annotation, molecular function: G protein-coupled receptor binding. The coding region runs from base 100 to 1296 and encodes 398 amino acids. Gene Ontology annotation, biological process: G protein-coupled receptor internalization; signal transduction. The transcript is spliced from 16 exons. NCBI's taxonomy places the organism in Eukaryota, Metazoa, Chordata, Actinopteri, Anabantiformes, Osphronemidae.